Messenger RNA from Salvia miltiorrhiza (redroot sage), 843 nucleotides. RefSeq lists its product as uncharacterized. The transcript has 2 exons. NCBI's taxonomy places the organism in Eukaryota, Viridiplantae, Streptophyta, Magnoliopsida, Lamiales, Lamiaceae. The coding region runs from base 9 to 353 and encodes 114 amino acids. The record is from RefSeq and is a predicted model, not a curated record. Gene Ontology annotation, molecular function: nucleic acid binding; zinc ion binding.
AUGUCGUUAUGAGCAAGGUCAACUAUACUCUUAAUGAGUUAUUGAAUGCUCUAGUUGCGGCAGAGGGAGUCAUGGGCUCGCGUAAAGGGAAAGAGGUCCUUGUUGCUGCCAAGGGAUCUACUUCUUCGUCGAAAGGCGGGAAAAAGAAGUGGAAAGGUCCAAAGGGCAAGCAUGACAAUGAAGCUAGUGGGAGCGGUAAAGCCAAAGCAGAUGGCCCUACUGGCGGUGUGAAGAAGCCGACCGAAAAGGGGAAGUGCUUCAAGUGUGGCAAGGUUGGGCAUUGGAAGAAAGAUUGUCCAGUGCUCAAGGCAAAGGGACAAGGGCUUCAAGCCAACAAGGGAACUGGCAAGUGAUGAGAUCACCAUCUCCAUGGGCAAUGCGUCGAAGGUCGCAGCUGUUGCUAUUGGAGAUUUAUCUUUAUGUUUUGGUGAUGACAUUUUAGUUUUGAGAGACAUUUUAUAUGUGCCGGAGUUUCGGCGGAACAUAAUUUCUGUUUCAAAAUUGUUUUUGAAUGGAUAUUCUGUUGUUUUUGAUAGAGGUGUUUCUAUCAUGAGAGAUAACAAGACUAUUUGUUCUGGAAUUUUGAACAAUUCUCUCUAUACUAUUACAUGUCCAAUUAACAACUCUGUCCAUGUUGCAUCUACAUCACAAAUCCUUCCAAAUCCGAAUAAGAGGAAGUAUUAUUCUCAUGAACAAUAUACACAUGCAUGGCACCUAAGGUUAGGCCACAUCAAUCUAAAUAGGAUCCAAAGGCUCGUUUCAAAUGGAGUCUUGAAAGACUUUCAAGCUGUUCCAUUUAGAACCUGCGAAUCCUGUAUAGAGGGAAAGAUGACGGCAAGGCCU